Messenger RNA from Entrophospora candida, 314 nucleotides. NCBI's taxonomy places the organism in Eukaryota, Fungi, Glomeromycota, Glomeromycetes, Entrophosporales, Entrophosporaceae. The record is from the annotation of a GenBank genome assembly.
AGAAAAAAGAAGAGUUAGAACUUGAAAAUGAGGAUAUCCAGAUAAUUGAUAACAAUAGGGUUAACGGUCAUGCCUUCCUUGAGUUAAGUCAAGAAGAUCUUGAGAGAUGGAAAAUGCCAGGUGGACCAGCAAAAACCAUAACAAUAUUGAUUGAGAAUAUUAAAGGCGAAACGCGAGGUCAUGAACAAGAAUGCGAAAUUGAGGAUUCCUUGUAUUUUUCGACUCUCAACAUGCUCAAGACUAAACCUGAAUUCAUUCCAUCCCGCUCAGAUUUAUUGAAUUACCUUCAACAACCAUUUGCCAAGCCAAUUGAG